Tetranychus urticae (two-spotted spider mite) is the source of this 3560-nucleotide messenger RNA. RefSeq lists its product as uncharacterized. Gene Ontology annotation, cellular component: nucleus. Lineage: Eukaryota; Metazoa; Arthropoda; Arachnida; Trombidiformes; Tetranychidae. The record is from RefSeq and is a predicted model, not a curated record. Gene Ontology annotation, biological process: regulation of gene expression.
GAUUGAGUUGAAAAAACUCUCCUAUUUAAACAAGGUCAAUCUUUUUUGGUCAACUUCCCUCUUUUUCCCGAAGAUUUCUUCGCUUUUUUAUGUGCAGCCAUCUGUUGGUGUAGUCACCCGAACUGUCUUGCUCAGAGUUGAAGAUCUUUUUCCGGUAGUGAGUCAAAUAUCAGUUCACUAUCGAUACGUUUCCCAGAAACCUUGGAAAAUUACCGAGAAAUUCAGGGUCUGAGGUUCAAUCACGCCAAACUUCAAGUACCGAUGGUCCUGUAAAAAGUGAAUAAGUUUCUAGGAAAGUGCCAGUUUAAAAUUGGUGGUUAACUAUUGCAAGGAGGUACUAAGCGAAUUUUUUGUUUUUUUGCUGCUGUGAUAAGCUACUCAAUAAGCGAUAAAGAUAUCUUCAUCUCCUCAUAAACGGAUUAUAGAUCUGGAAAAGCUAACCGAAUCAUGUUGGAAAUGUGUUUAUGAUUUAUUAAUAUUCAUCUUGUUUAUUUGUUACGAUUUAUUACAAUAAUAAUUUUGGGUUUAAUCAACUAUCAACCCAUGAAUUCUGAGUUCAAUACCUGUUGCAACAUCAGAUAAAAUAACCAAGUUGAAAAUUUCAAAUAGUGCCGAUUCAAGCCUCGCCACCUUGGUAAGUACUGCUAUGUGCUCUAUGAAACAUUACGGUGGAUCGUACCGAGAUGAUUCCAGUUUUUACAGAUCUUUGGCUGAAAAGAUAUCAGAAAACCUGUUGUACUAUGUCGAUGGCAAACCUAAUUUUCAUAAAAAUGAUAACGGUUGUACUAACAGUGAUCACGUAAAUGAUGUCAAAUUUUCAGCUGAAUCAAUUGUCCCCAAAUUAAAUCUGGAAGAUUAUAAUUUUCCUCCUGACUAUCAACUAAAUGAUGACGAAGAGCUUGAUAAGAUCCAUUUUCUGAUGGAUGAACUGGAAUAUCUAUCAUCUUCAACUAAAACUAUCACUCCACCUGAUAACAUGUCGAUGGCUGUUGAAAAUGAUAAAUUACCAACUUGGCCAAACAUGAAACCGGGAUCUCAGGCUUUUCUUUGUAAUGCCUGUGGAAAAUAUUUCACUUCAUUGAGGGACUUUGAUGAACACGAGAUCAAUAAUCAUCCUAACGUCUUCUGUAGUUUCACUGAGGUACAGUUGGAUCAAUGCAUUCCAGCUAACCUACUGAUGUGGCACCACUUUAGUCCGACCGGGUUGCUCAGAAGCUGCAAGGUUCCUCAAAUAGCCUCUUCAUCAUCUGAGCCCAGUAUUAGAUGUACUAAAUGUCAUAACAAAUUUACUACUGCUGCAGAACUGUAUCAACACAUUAUAGAUUGCUCAUCAACAACGAUUUCCCCAUUUUCAUCAGCAGUUACACCAACUAAGAACAGCAAGAUUUAUAACCUUCCCGUGCAAUCAAAUCCAGCGUUUUCAUCUUCUGCGCUUUCUGUUACUGUUUCAUCGGCCUCACCUUCGUCAAUUUCAACAUCCAUAUCAUCUCCAUCAUCUAUUUCAUCUUCUCUAUCAUCAUCGCCAUCAUCAAAUUCUAAAGCCGUGCCUUCAUUUCUUUCUACCUCAGCUCUUUCAUUAGGCUCAUCCAAGUUGAUCCCACAGUCUUCUACUUCAAUAUCUCCAAUAUCGCCAGCUCGAAAAGGGAAUUCUACCCGUACUGUGAAUAACAAUUUUUCGUCUCCGUCGUUCUUGAACUACAACACACGAUCUUCCAACAAAAGAAAACCUCAAGAGCCAGAAAAUACUACUAAAAGGCGAAAGAUUGCUAGAAAAUUAAAAAAUAGAGACACAUCAAUUGAUGAUACAAAAAGCGAAGAAAAGUCUGCUAUUCAGCCAGCACCUAAUCAAGACUGUACAAAGACUGACACCGACGUUAGCAAUGUUAAUUAUACACCUGUUCAUAGAGUUGUAAGGAGAUUUGCUAUGUUGAAUCGUAGAAUCCGGCGAAGAGCCAGGUAUUUUUGCUUAAACUGUCCAGCUGUUUUUAGUCAUCAUUUAACGUUUGCGAAGCAUCGUAACUCGUGUCUACCUCCUGAAGAGACUGAUAAUCCUGAAGUAAAGACAAUGAAUGAUCCGUCUGAUUCUGCAUCAAGGAGUGCAGAAAAAAAUUUGUCGAAUAAACAAAUCGGUAAAUUGAAACAUAGAAUCGGAGCGCAAAAGAAUGAGAUUAAAAGAAAGCAAAAAGUACCUACAAAAAUUGUAACCCGUCGUGCAAGUCGCCAACUCAAAACAGGUAGAAACAAGGAAGAAGACCCCGAAGGUGGUGUUGAUUUGAAUGUAGGGGAACCGAAUACGAAACCAAAUGCUGCAUUGUCUGCUACUCGAGUCACUGCUCGGAAGAUUGUCAUAAAAUUAAGAGGCAAGGCUGGAUUGAAAUUGAAAAGAGGGCGAGCACAAGUCAAUAGAUUAGGAGAAAGUGAAUCUAAUGCUAUACUUUCCAACCACAAUUCUGAUGCCGAGAAAACUUGUCGAGCUUUGAAAUCCGGUAGAAGACGUAAAAUCAUAAUCAAAAGGCGUCGAAGGAAACAGCAAUCAUUUACUGAAAAUGGCCCAGCAUCUUCAUCUACGUCGACUUUACAUAACCCUCAUCCUAAAGAACCCAUAAAGCAUCGUGUGAUAUUAUCUCGUCGUGAACGCCGCUGUCCAAAUUGCCUUCGUUUGUUCAAAUAUAUGGGUAAUUUUAGGAAACAUGUUCAAGCUGGAUGCUCAGGAAAUGUUAGUCAACAAGUAAACACUGCCAACGAAAAACAGUCAUCAUCCAAUGUAAAAAAUAGUAAAGAUCAAGUCCAAUUCGAUGAAUCAUCAUCACUCAAUAUGCAUGAAGAACAAUCUCCUGCCUCUGAUACCUCAUCUUGCAGUGCAUCUGACCAAGUUGGUAGAUAUUUAUCUCGUCAAAAGUCAUCUGUCAAAACAAGUGACAAAAAAAAUGGUAAAAAAGUAGAUUUAUGGAAAGUUAAGCAAGACUACCCUCAAUAUGCCUUUAAAGGUUCACCUGCUCAAUUUCAUCUCUGUCCUCAUUGUAAGCGAGGAUUCACCUAUCUUGCAAACUUUCGUCGUCAUACAGCUAAUCAAUGUCCCGUUAAGCGUAAAGGUGACGCUGAGAAGCUUUCGGUAGCCGGUACCAGUGCCAAUAAUAGUGAUCAAACAAGUAAAGAGUGGGGUUGUUAAUAUUUUAUCUACCUCAAAUUGUUCAAUCAACCAGGAGGUGAACAACGAUUGUUCCAAUGUACAUAUGAAUGGGAAAAAUCUUUCUACAUCAUCAACAGAAGCAAAUACUCCCAUUGAAUCAUCUGUGAUCGAUCCAACUAAAACCAAGGAGAACAUUACAUCAGAUAACUUACGAACUUUCAGUUGUGGCAUUUGUAAUAGAAUUUAUUGCUCCCUCAUAUCGAUGCUGAAGCAUCAACUAUCUCACAAACUUACAGAUGGUGAUGCUAAUAUUAACAAUACUACCAAUGGUAGCUGUAAAGAAGGCAGCUCUAUGGACAGCGAUAAAGAUAACAAAACCUCUGAAAAUAAUUUAUAAUGAGAGACAAAUCAACUUAUAUCAAAAAAAACU